AUGAGCGAUAUCCUGAAGCCUGCAGUGCACGUGAACUUCAGAAAAAGCCUCCAAGGCCAGAAGGUCACAAUUCCUAGCAUAUAUGAGACCUUUCCUGAAUGGAAACCUCAAGUGCACCCAGAAUACAAAAGAGCCAGAGCUGAGGUUCUUGACCCAUGGAUUCAAAAAUGGGUACCCAACAAGCGUACAGUCAAAGGACUCCAAGCCGCUGACUUUGGGGUUUUUGCCGCAGUAUGGGCACCAAAGGCGUCCUUUGAUGUCCUUUGUACAGCGGCUAAAUACUUUGCUUGGUAUUUUGUGUAUGACGACAUUUUUGAUUGUGGCGCCUUGAAAUACGACGAGCCUUUAGCAAACACCUAUCGGGAGGCAAGCCUUCAAUACUUUAGGUUUACACUGCUAGGAGAAGGCGCUGCACCUGAUCUCUCAGUCUUCCACAUUGAACUUCAAAAUGCCCUGUAUUGCUGGGAUGAGGUUGGCCACCACAUUGGUCAAGUGUGCUCUAGAGGGACGAGACAGGUUCUGUGUGGCGAAAUGCUGCGAUAUGUCGAUAGUCUCAACAACGUGGAUAGCCUUUUUGCUGUCAAGGAGAUUCCUUCAAUCGAUGAGUAUUGGGAACGGCGCGAGGCGACUGCUGCCGCCCAUUGUGUCACCGCUACAAUUCCGUUCAUCUACGGAAUAGAUAUCGAUGAAGCAGACGUGCAAAAUCAACCUAUGAAGGAUCUAUGGAAACAUACUUCCUAUUUUGUCCACAUAACUAAUGACAUGCUCUCAUUCCGGAAAGAGGUGGAUGACGACCAAAUCGAAAACUUGAUCCCCGUUUUGAUGCUCAAUUCCCAAAUCGAUUGCAAUACGGCAAUGGAUCAAAGCUAUCAGCUACUUCAUAACGAAGCAAAGGGCUUCAACAGUGCAAAAGAACGCCUUCUUGAAGCUACGGACCCGAAAGUAAUAGUCAUUGCAGAGGCUUUCAUUGAAGGAUGCCUCAAUGUUGCAGUUGGCCUUGCUCACUGGAGCUACUGCGGAGACCGGUACUUCAGACCUUCAGAUCGACAGGAGAACAAUGUGAUAAGUUUCACCAUUGGAGCAUCUCACACUCAGCAACACUAUCAUGAAGAGUCCGAGACGCUGAAGGCCUCCUCGAAACAAAGUCAUCUGCCUCCCACUCCACUUCAGAGCAUGAUCUAUAGUGUAGUACCAUUUGCGCCGUUGAUCAUGUUGAGUAUAGUGAGCAUACCAAGUGUGAUCCAACAAUUUGGGGGUCCGAGUAGUUGGGGUGUUUGA
Molecule: messenger RNA, 1278 nt
Organism: Penicillium nucicola
Lineage: Eukaryota; Fungi; Ascomycota; Eurotiomycetes; Eurotiales; Aspergillaceae
Product: terpene synthase family protein
Exons: 9
Coding region: 1-1278 (425 amino acids)
Source: RefSeq, a predicted model, not a curated record